AUGGUCACGGUCGUCAUCAAGAACCCCUCCGCGUCGUCGCCAGGCGACUUCAGGACGCGAGUGCGAGCGGCGGGCACGGUGGGCGACGUGAAGCGACAGCUGCAGGAAGAGUACGCGGGACACCCCGACCCGUCGCGACAGAAGCUGAUCGUCGCCGGCCAGCUCGUGAAAGACUCGCUCCUCGUCCGCGACGUAUUUAAACAGAAGAACCUGAGCGAGCCCCAGGUGAUGCACCUCGUCGUCUCUUCCGCUCCCCCCGGCACCUCCUCCGCGCCGUCCUCCGCGCCCUCUUCCGCGCCCUCCACGACUCACUCCAGCCGCUCCGUCUCCCCCACGCCCUCCUCCUCCGCGCGCGCCCACUCGCGCGCCACCCUCCCUGCCUCCAACCUCGCGCUUGCUCCUUUCCCUGCCGCGCCUGCGCCAAUCCCUGCGCCCGCCGCCGCCGCCUCACUGCAGCGCGCAGGCGCUGUCCCGGGGUCCGGGCAGGCGCACGCAGUGGAGGCGGACGGGCCGGCUGUAGCGCCGGCCGCUGCAGCUGCGGCGCCCGCUGUGGCUGCUGCAGCCGCGGGUCCUGGCGCAGCGGAUGGGGGGCUUACAGCGAGCGGGGGAGAGGCAGGAGGGCGAGCACCCACAGCAGCACCCACAGCAGCAACAACAGCUCCAGCUGUUACGCAGGCCGCUGCCGCUGCUGGGGGGGGAGAGCAGCAGCAAGCCAUCCUUCAGCUGCUCGGUGCGCUGCAACACACUGCGCCCACUGGCCUGCCGCCUCUGCCCUUCUCGCCUCUCAUGGCGCCGCCCCUGCCGGCCCUUCCGCCGCCAUACUCGCCUUUCACGCUGCCGCCCUUCAUGCUGCCUGCUGACUCUUCCAUGCCUGCAUCAGCCCUCUACCCACCUUUACUGCACUCCCCUCUGCUCCCCCUCUCCAUGCCGCCCAUGCCCUUCCCCUUCGCUUUCCCUUUUCCCUGGCCCUCCCCUCCGCCCAUGCCCAUGCCGGGUGAUCCCCUCGCACCCAUCGCCUUUGCCCCUCCCAUGCCUCCCUUCGCCUUCCCACCCACCAUGCCUCCUCCGCACCCAUUCGCCAGCAACGGCAACAGCCCUGCCCCCCCUGUUGGCGCGCCUGUGCACACCCACCCGCACCACCCACCCACUGUGGGCCUCGCACCACCACCGCCCGCACCAGCGGCAGCACCUUUGCCUCAGGCAGGGGCAGCACAGCCCCAUCCCGCCGCCCCUGCUGCAGCGCCAGGUGCCGUGGGGGAGGAGGCGGCAGCAGCGGCGGCCGUGCAGCAGCAUGUGCGGCAGGCGGGCGCAGUGGGAGGGGUGGAGGAGGAGUGGCAGCAGCAGCUGCAGCAGCGGCUGCAGGCGGUGAUGCAGGCAGUGCGGCAGCAGCAGAUGGCAGAGCACCACGCUGCCAUGGCCGCUGCUGCUGCUGCCGCCGCUGCUGCACAGAGGGGGGGCGCAGGUGGGCUUGCAGGAGUGCCAGGAGGAGGCAGGGCGGCAGGAGAUGCAGCAGGGCAUGUGGGGGUGGGGGGGGCGGCAGCAGUGGAGGGCGCGCCUAGAGUGCGGCGCAUUCAGUUUGCGAUCCGCAUCGACCUCAUGCUGCUGCUCAAGCUCACGCUGCUCGUCUAUGUGUUCGGCCAGGGCGGGGGCUACCGCCGCUUCUUUGCCCUCAUCGCUGCUGCUCUCUUCAUCUACCUGUACCAAGCGGGCGUGCUGGCGCCGCUGCUGCGAUGGCUCUCCCACCGCGCGCAGGCCGCCAUGGGCCUGCCUCCCCACCCCCCCCACGCCGCUGCUGCCCCCCACGCUGCUGUGCCACCUCAGGCUGGAGCCGGGGCUGCAGGGGGUGGGGGAGGGGCGGCAGGGGUGGAGGGAGGUGUCGGCGGGGCGGCAGGUGGUGUGCAGGGCCAAGCAGGCGCGGCAGCGACGGUCCGCGCGCCGCUCGUGGCGGCUGUCAUGGCGUCCACCCACUCAGACGCCGCGGACUCCCAAUCGGACGGCUCAGAUUCUCCAAUUCUCGUGGAGCGACCGGGUCCGUCCGAUGUGACUACGGUUGGCGAACUGGCAGACAGGGAGGCCGCAGGGGGCGCAGCCGCUGGCGGGGCGGAGUCGAAGGCGGACGACUCGUCCGCGGAACCACCAUGCAGCGAUGGCGCGCCCGGCGAUCCGCGGAAGGAACGCGCGGAGCCCCCGGGGCAGGACGAGGCGGAAUCCGCAGCGGCGCUGGUGUCGCCGUCGAAAGCGCACGGGCGAGAGAGAGGCGCGGCGGGGUCGGGGCAGGGCGAGGUGGCGGCGGCUGUGGGGCAGGUGGCGGCGGGCGUGGCUGCGGGCGUGGCGGGUCUCGCGAGCAGCGCGGGCGCCGAGGCAGCCGCCGUCGUGAGCAGCCUGGGCGAGCGGUGGGGCGGACGGGGGAAGAUCGAGAGAAUGCGGGGCGAGCGGGGGAGCGGGUGA
Molecule: messenger RNA, 2448 nt
Organism: Closterium sp. Naga37s-1
Lineage: Eukaryota; Viridiplantae; Streptophyta; Zygnematophyceae; Desmidiales; Closteriaceae
Source: the annotation of a GenBank genome assembly